Molecule: messenger RNA, 1926 nt
Organism: Nothoprocta perdicaria
Lineage: Eukaryota; Metazoa; Chordata; Aves; Tinamiformes; Tinamidae
Gene: SLC18A1
Product: solute carrier family 18 member A1
Exons: 15
Coding region: 1-1563 (520 amino acids)
Biological process (GO): xenobiotic transport; aminergic neurotransmitter loading into synaptic vesicle; transmembrane transport
Cellular component (GO): terminal bouton; synaptic vesicle membrane
Molecular function (GO): xenobiotic transmembrane transporter activity; serotonin:sodium:chloride symporter activity
Source: RefSeq, a predicted model, not a curated record
AUGCCCGCGCAGGAGGUGCCGUGGCGCUGGCUGCGGGCGCGCAGGGAGUCGCGGGCGCUGGUGCUCGUGGUGGUGUUCGUGGCGCUGCUGCUGGAUAACAUGCUGCUCACGGCCGUGGUACCUAUUGUCCCCACCUUCCUUUAUACAAUGGAAUACGAAGGUGCUAAGAGCUCUGCUCCCCCAGGCCACGUGGAGUCUGCUCCUUUGCCCUCCAGGGCUCCUCCUUUCUCCUCCUUGUUCUCCUAUUUUGACAACACCACCGUGACCGUGACGGUCCUGGAUGACUCUCUCAACCACACGGGGCAGCAGGUGAACACGACAGAAAGGAGCAGCCUGCCCCAAACCCCGGAGAGCAGCUGCCUGGAGGGCGACGAGUUCCUCGCCAACGAGAACGUGCGCGUGGGGCUGCUCUUUGCCUCCAAGGCUCUCGUGCAGCUCGUGGUGAACCCCUUUGUGGGCCCCCUGACCAACAGGAUAGGAUACCACAUCCCCAUGUUCACUGGCUUCAGCAUCAUGUUUCUCUCCACUCUCAUGUUUGCUUUCUCAGGCACCUAUACCUUGCUGUUCAUCUCUCGGGCGCUCCAGGGCAUCGGUUCAUCAUUUUCCUCGGUUGCAGGCUUGGGCAUGCUGGCCAGCGUGUAUAAGGAUGACUUGGAGAGAGGCAACGCGAUGGGCAUCGCCCUGGGAGGCUUGGCCUUAGGUGUGCUGAUCGGGGCCCCCUUUGGAAGCGUGAUGUACGAAUUCGUUGGGAAAUCAUCUCCCUUUCUGAUUCUGGCAUUCUUAGCCGUGCUGGACGGAGCUCUACAGCUCUGCAUACUGCAGCCCUCCAAGAUCUCCCCCGAGAGCACCAGGGGCACCCCGGUGGUCACCCUGCUGCGGGACCCCUACAUCCUGGUGGCCGCAGGAGCCCUCUGCUUUGCUAACAUGGGGGUGGCCAUGCUCGAACCCACCUUGCCCAUCUGGAUGAUGCAAACCAUGUGCUCCCCGAAGUGGCAGCUAGGGAUGGCUUUCCUUCCUGCCAGUGUAUCCUACCUCGUUGGCACCAACCUCUUUGGGGUUCUGGCUCACAAAAUGGGGAGGUGGCUCUGCUCCCUCGUCGGAAUGGUGGUGGUGGGAAUCAGCCUCCUGUGCGUCCCUCUGGCAAAAAACAUCUACGGACUGAUCGCCCCCAACGGCGGGCUCGGCUUUGCCAUAGGCAUGGUGGACUCCUCCAUGAUGCCCACCAUGGCCUCCCUGGUGGACCUCCGCCACGCCGCCGCCUACGGCAGCGUCUACGCCAUAGCCGACGUCGCCUUCUGCCUGGGCUUCGCUCUCGGUCCAUCCACAGCAGGAGCAAUUGUCCGAGCUAUUGGAUUUCCUUGGCUGAUGGGCAUCAUAGGAGUCAUCAACAUUACUUAUGCUCCGCUUUGCUGGUACCUGCGCAGCCCUCCGACCAAGGAGGAGAAGAUUGCAAUUUUAAGCCAGGAAUGCCCUGUGCAAACCAAGAGCUACCCAGUGCAGAAACCGCAGCGGGAUUUGCCUCUCACAGACGAGAGCGAUGUGGAGGCAGAAAAUGCGGAGUAGCAAGUGCAGAGAUGUGUGCCCUGCUUUGAAGCUGCCCUGUGCACAGAGUCGUGGACAUUAGCACUCAGGAAUAGCAACGCAGCCUCUCCCAAAACUUGUGGGCAUGGGAAUCCUGGUCCCGUCGUUCGUCUGUUCUCUUGGCCACGUAAUCCGCGUUAAGGGAAGAAGAGCCAGGAUUUGGGAGCUCCACAUGUUUGCCCUGCCUCUCAUCUGCUGUGUCACCUCCGGACAAGUCUCUGAGCUCUCCACAUCUCGGCUGCUCAAAGGUUUCAAGGAUGGGAAAAGUCCUUCCCGUCUGUCCUCCGGGGGAGCAUCUUCCCGGCCACAUUCCGCACAUUUUAAGGGAUAACAUCAACACCUCUC